Nasonia vitripennis (jewel wasp) is the source of this 1358-nucleotide messenger RNA. Its product is annotated as venom acid phosphatase Acph-1-like. The transcript has 6 exons. Gene Ontology annotation, molecular function: phosphatase activity. Bases 57 to 1199 code for a protein of 380 amino acids. The record is from RefSeq and is a predicted model, not a curated record. Gene Ontology annotation, biological process: dephosphorylation. Lineage: Eukaryota; Metazoa; Arthropoda; Insecta; Hymenoptera; Pteromalidae.
UAAGCGGGAUCUGAAGUCGUGAUGUCGCGUAUACCGCAAAAGAGCCUCGAGCGAAGAUGAACUCGUUGCUAUUCUGGCAGGUUCUUGUUUUGAACGUAUUUUUGGUCAGUUGUAACCGGCCAGGGCGUGAUAUGCGACUCGAGCUUGUUCAGACCCUUUUCAGACACGGCGAGAGAACCGUUAUUCCAGCUGAGUUUAUGACACUAGACUACGCUGGUAAAGAAGCAUAUGAACCUUAUGGCUUUGGACAACUGACCAACAAUGGAAAGCGAGAAGAGUACAGAAUCGGCCAGAUGCUGAGGCGACGUUACAAAAAAUUCCUCGACAAGGCCUAUGUUCCAAACCAUGUCUACGCUUAUUCGAGUGAAGACGAUCGCACAAAAAUGUCGCUACAAUUGGUUCUCGCUGGACUUUAUCCACCAAGUGACGAGUUGGUUUGGAACAAAAAGCUGGACUGGAUUCCUUCGUCCACGAGGUAUAAGCCGAAGAGACUGGACUUUCUACUGAAGCCUUAUAAUGACAUCAAGUUUUGGCCGUUAUGGAGAGCCGCCUUAAAUCAAUCAAAUCAACAGACAGUACUUAACGAACGCAACGAGUUCAUUGAGUUUUUACAAAGAGAGACGGGAAAAGAUUUGAAGACAGAUGUAUUCGACUUGGUACUUCUGUACAACGCCUUACACGUGAACGAUCGACUGAGGUUACCUUUGCCGGACUGGUAUAAGGGCAACGUGAAGAGAACUUUCAGAGAUCUUUACGCUUAUCUCAUGGGCAGUUGGGCAUCGACGACUGAAUUGAAGAAAAUCAAUGGAGGGCCGCUUGUGAAAACUUUUCUGAAAAACAUGAACCUUGACAAUGCCAGGGUUGAUUCGAGGAAGAUCUAUCUGUACAGUGGACACGAUCAUAAUUUAAUGGGAGUCAGGAAGGCACACGGUAUCGACGACAAUGAGUUUCAAGAAUUUGGCAGUGGUUUAUUAAUCGAAAAGUGGAGAGACUCUAGAGAUAAGGUGUUCGUUAAGCUACUCUCUUGGGCUAGUCCCGGCGAUAAUCCGAAAACUUUGAGGCUCAAGGAUUGCGAAGAUUUUUGUCCUGUCGAGAAUUAUAUCAAGGUUGUCAGUGACUCAAUUCCAACCGAUAAGGAAAUUAAUGAGCGAUUUAACGAUUACCGUGUGGAAAUACAAGAAUUUUUGCUAGGUGAAUAAAGGGUGACUAUGAUGUGCCGUUGUCUUACAAUAUUUACUUACAAGGUUUGGAAUUUUUUGAUAACCAUUUUCACUGAAUCGUUUAUAAAUCAAUGGGAAUGUUAUACAGAUACAGUUAAGUGUUAUUGUUAAUAAAAAUGCAAUUCUAUUAAGAAAAAA